AUGACGAGGGUAGCCCAGAUUCGAGAACGAAAGACGCAGGAAGUCAAUCUCUCCAUCCCUGUUAACACUGAAACCAUCGACUUCGCGAGCACCGGCGUGAACCACACAGAGGGAGGGUGGCCCAGGGACAUGUCGACGACAGACAAAGAUCAAAAGGUCCGGUACAGGAAGAAGGUGGAGAAGGAUGAUGUGUAUAUUCACUCUGUUCUACAGCUGGGUCAGAAAGUCGAGCACUGCAUCCGCCAGAACAAUGCCAUCGAUAUCUACGAGAUGUACUUUACCGACGAGGAGAGUCCCAUGGUAGCCGAACCGGAGCCCAUCAAGACCGUGAACGUGAUCAGGGACCCGCAAGGAGGUCAAAGGAUGGUGACCUCAAUUAGUUUUUGCCCCGAAGGAGGUCGGAAGAUCGCUGCGGCCUACUCCUCCUCGAAGUUCAUGGCGCUGACGGACGCUGUGCCCAAAAUGUCGUAUAUAUGGGAUAUAAACACGAGCAGCAGCCCAGAGAUGGAAUUACACGCACCUUCUUGGUUACAGUGUAUCAAGUAUAACAGCAAGGACACACAUGUUAUAGCCGCGGGGCUCCACAACGGCCAGGUGUCCUGGUGGGACACGCGGCAGGGCCCCCGCCCCGUGGAGUCGACGUCGCUGGAAGUGAGUCACGCGCAGACGGUCACGGCGCUCACGUGGAUGGCUCUCAAAGCGCGGACUGAGCUCUUCACGGUGUCUACGGAUGGACAGGUACUGUGGUGGGACACGCGCAAGCUCUCUCAACCCACAGACACCUUAGUCCUUGACCCAUUACGAGAAGACCCACCUGACAUCACCCGGGCUUUGACUGCGACUUGCGUGGAAUACGAGGUCAGCAUGCCCACGAAGUUAAUGGUGGCGACGGAACAAGGGAAGGUCGUGGCCUGUAAUAGACGGGCGAGAAGUCCACCAGACAGGAUUAGCAUGAUCUACAACGCACACAUCGCGCCCAUCUACGCCAUCCAGAGGAACCCAUUUCUUCUCAAAAACUUCAUGACGGUCGGUGACUGGACGAUCAAACUGUGGGCGGAAGAUUUCAAGGAGUCUCCCAUAUUGUGGACCAAGCCUUCGCCGUCACAGAUGCGGAGCGGCUGCUGGAGUGCCACAAGGUCUUCAGUCUUGUUUACAGCCCGGCUAGAUGGCACUCUGGAUGCCUGGGACCUUCUGACCUCCUGGCACGCUCCCUCGGCAUCGGUACAGGUGGUCGACGAAGGACUCGAGGUGGUGGGCGCACACGACGGCGGGCGACUCCUUGUUGUGGGUUCUCAGCUGGGUACCCUCUCUCUCCUGCACGUCCCCUCCAGGCUGGUCACGCCCUCGGACAAGCAUGAAAAGGCCGCUUUUACUUCUCUUCUGGAGCGGGAGACGAGGCGCGAGCGAGUCCUCGAGGCGCGCCACAAGGAGCACCGCCUUCGGGAGCGUGUCCGAGGCGGCGCCGGCAGACCGAGGCGAGAUGAGGAGAGCCUCGAGGGAGACGACGGCGUGAAGCAAGCCGAGGAGGAGUACUUGAGGAGAGUGGAGGAGAAAGAGAAUACGAACACGAGCUGA
This is a messenger RNA of Penaeus chinensis, 1575 nucleotides long. Its product is annotated as dynein axonemal intermediate chain 2-like. Gene Ontology annotation, biological process: outer dynein arm assembly; cilium movement. The transcript has 11 exons. Gene Ontology annotation, molecular function: dynein heavy chain binding; dynein light chain binding. Bases 1 to 1575 code for a protein of 524 amino acids. Gene Ontology annotation, cellular component: outer dynein arm. The record is from RefSeq and is a predicted model, not a curated record. Lineage: Eukaryota; Metazoa; Arthropoda; Malacostraca; Decapoda; Penaeidae.